AUGGCGACAAGUGAUUGGAGUUCAACGUACACGGACCGCGGAUCUCUCGGUCGCCCAGGAAGUGCGUCCAUUUCUCCUAUUCCUGUAUCAACGGGUUCGCCUCCGGAUAGUGGAAAUAGUUCUCCAAAUUCUCCAACGAUUGCUCAGGAUGUAAGUGUCUUUUAAAUUGCUGUUUCUCCCUAUAAAAGGAGUGAGCUCCUGGACUCCACAUGUCUGCGAUCGGAGCUCAGCGAUUCGUUUAUUGUCUAAUUUUUGGGCACUGUGAGCUUACUGUUUACCAUUAGAUUAGCUUUAAUGCGCUUUUUUAUCUAAUCACUCUGACACUAUGAUUGUGGCCGUUGAUUAACUUGAGACCAAGAAAACAAUAGCAUUAUAUUCUCUUCGAUCGGUUAAAUCAUAAUGCAUUGCUUUCUGCUGGUAUCUUUCCAUGAUUAUUGCUGAGUUCUUGUGUUAAAAACACGAUUAUGUUUGAUCGGUGAAUGCUUUGUAAUCUGGAGUGAGCAUGUCUUCGGCCAUUUCAUAAAUUCUAAAACCCCCCUGUGGAAAAGAAUUUUAUCACAGGAGGUGAAUAAAUGUUUUUCAAAGAAUCUGAAAAAGUUUUAUAAUCCGUAGAAUGGGAAGGUGAUACACAUUUUGUUUGGUUUAUUGAUCAUCAGCUGUUAACAAUGCAAAAACUGAAAAAGUCACAUAGAUGAGGUAAAAAUAAUAAACAGGCUUAGAUGAAAUAUUUACCAUUUGCACAUCCUGUUUCAAAUAUUAAUUUUGGCCUUAGAUUUAAUGAAAGUUUGUAAUUGAUUUUUUUCUGGAAGAGGUUUUGUCCUUACAAUGAUUUACUCUAUACAGCUGUGUCAUUAACAUUUCUAUGCAAUAAUUAUUUAAUUAAUUUUGUACAAAGGGGUCAAGCAUCAAAGGAAAUGAAUUUGUGUUUGCGUUGCUAACACCAUGGUGUGAAUUGUUCAGGAACAAUAAAAGAUUUUUAAACCAAUUCAGACAUUUUUGACAACUGAAAUACUUUUGAACAAAUUUUUGUAAAGGUAGUAGCAUGAUUUGUAGUGAUAUUUGGCAUAAAUACCACGAGUGAUAUUUCGAGAUUGUUAUACAUAAUUUCACGAGCCGUUAGGCGAGUGAAAUUUGAGACAAUUUGGAAAUAUCACAAGAGGUAUGUAUACCUAAUAUCACGUACAAAUCAUGCUAUUAUUUGUUAAUACUACUACCCACAAAGGUUUUGCAAUUUUCAUAUGUAGGUAUUUCAAAUUAAGCUGAAAUACCACUGCUCUAAGCCAAUCAAACUGCAGAAAUUUCUCAUGUAGUAGUAUAAGCAUCUUAAUACCCAUUGCAUGAGUAUAAUAUUACUCCAUACUCUCAUCAUUAAUAAGGUGUCCAUAUUGUACCAGUCAAACUGCCCAUGUAGCCUAGCCCCUCCCCCCACAUUUAACAGGCUUUCUCAAAUGUUCCAACAUAACAGUGAAUAUAGGAGCAAUGACCCAUGAAUGUGGUGCACAGCAGAAUGCGGAAUGAAUUACAAAAUCCUUUUGCUGGCAACACUGCAGACCACCAUUUUGACACAAAAGUCAAAUGCUGGACUGGGCGGGCCUCAUUUUGGGUCAAAUUCCCCACUGUGUGGAGCAAAACUCCAGUCAAAUGCCUGUUUGGGGGUGGGGGGGGGGGAGGACGGUUUUCGAACUGACUGGUACAAAAGAUCAUUCUUUUACUAGUAACACCCUUCUGCUCUAAAACCAAAAUUAUGAAAAUCCAAAAUUUCAUUAAGUUGAAGAAUGAGAUACAAAUAAUGAAGACAAGACUACAGCUGAUAUAUUUUGCAUAAGACCAGCUAACUUACACUGUACAGCUGUAGUCACUUACAUAGGGCCAUGGUUCCUAGUGGAGUAUUAGGGCCAUGGACAACACUCCUCUAUCAAACUUGUUUCCUGGCUGUUGUUACUGCCUCAGCCCAACUGACUCCCAGCCUUUUAAGUUCUGCCUCACUGUCUUGUCUCUAGCUGUUCUUAGGCGGGCCCCCUCUUCCCUCUACCCUGGGGCUUCCAGGUGUCAUGCUUGAUGUCAGUUUUAUUAUCCCCUGUCUACCCCCACUAAUGCCUAAGGAUCUGUUUUUCCAUUGGUUCCUGGGCUUGACUCUCAAAGCUCCUCAUUUUGACCUUUUCUGGCCAUCUCAUCUUGAAAAUGUGCUGUCUCAGACAACUGUUGAUAAACAGCUGGAUCUUUUGCAAUGUCUCUGUCUUUUGCCAAAGCGAUUUCAUAAAAUGUCCACGUCACAGGCUUUUAUCCACAGACUCAAAAUUUAUGAUUUUUUGUGUUUCCAUGAUCAGGUUUGGAAGUAAAGGGUUCCCUUAUUGUAGGAAAUUAACACUCCAUGAAAUUAAGGUAUUGGAAAUUAACGUGACUUAAAUUAACACAAAUUAACAUGGACUUUCAAAUAAACAAAAUUAACCCAAAAGAGAUGGUAACAUUUCAAAAUGAAGGAAAUUAAUUUGAUGUUCACCAAGAAGCAAAACUUGUUGAGACUACAAGAACAAUGUUAAAUAGAUGAUCCAAAAUAAAAAUUUGUUCAUGGUUUUCUUUCCAUGAACAUACAUGUACAAAGGGGAUCAAGUAAAGAAAUGUGGCCACUUUGAGGGUUCUUCACAGUUUCACUGUUACUGGCAGAUCUUCACCCUGAUAGAAUACUCCUCUUCCUUAUGUCACUCAAGAAUGUCAGAAGUGUAUUGAGAAUUUGGGGCAAUGCUCCUCUUAAUUAAUGACGCGAAAAAUGAUGUUUAUAAAAUUUAACGCAAUUUGAAUUAAUUGUGAUUUUUUAAAAUUUGUAUUAAUUUCAUGAAGCGUUAAUUUCCUAUAAUAAGGUAUAAUAUUAAAAGUAAUGAAUAAAAAAACAUAUUCCUGGACCAUUUUAGAGCAUUGAGCAAGUGGAAGACAUGGGAGAAGUUGCAGGAAAUAAUGAUGAAGUUGCAGAUUACCAGAAAGAAAUUCAUGAUCUCAGGCUGCAAAUACAACAGUUACAGGAUGCUGGAAAUGUCAAGGAUUACCCUGGUAAGAGAAUUGCUUUGGGAUUUGUUUUAAAGUGAACAUUGACUUACAUGUAAGCAAGAACUUCAGCCUUUCUUUGGCCACAUUUUGAAAUCAAGCAGCUUUAUCAUUUCUAAAUACUAGUACAAGGUCUUCUAUCAGAGUCCAUUUAAGGAUUUUUUUUUUAAUAUAAAAAAUGUAGACUGUUAGAAUCAUCUUUUACAGCAAAGUAAACAGUACCAUAGGAAAGUAUAACGCAGAAGCUUCAAGCUAAAUUAAUAGAUGUUCAUCUUCAUACUGAAAUCAAAAUUAAGGGAUGUCACAAAAGCGGGCUGCUGGCUAAUUUCACUGGCUGAAAAAGAGCUUACCACUGGCCCAAAAUGCAAAGAAAAAAAAUGAGUAAAAAACCCGGCUUGACUAAUUUAAAAGCCUGCUUAAGCGUUUUUAUAGCUACAUGAUUCUACAUCCCUACACCUGGUUUAGAUUGCAAGUUACCUCCUUUUAGGUUUCAUUUGAAUUUGACUUUCCUUGCUUAGAGAUCCAUCAUUCAAAAAUCAAUAAAAAAAGAGCCAUAGGUCAGACAGUAUAAUUUUUUGAAUGUGUUUUUAAUCUGUAGAAUGUUUUUUCUUAUUCUUAUGAAAAAUUUGUGUAAUUGUUUGAGUGUUUCUGUCUAGAUGCCAAUGAACUGAGACGAAAACUUGCUCGUGGUGAUGAGGAGCAGGCAGAGAAAACCAGACAAUUUAAUGAAGAGGUAGUA
Messenger RNA from Porites evermanni, 3778 nucleotides. The record is from the annotation of a GenBank genome assembly. Lineage: Eukaryota; Metazoa; Cnidaria; Anthozoa; Scleractinia; Poritidae.